CAAGACAAAAGGGAAAUUCUUGGGCUCUGAAAAAUUCUCAAGCUUUCCUCUUCCUUGCAGAGGAUAAUAUCAUAGAAGUAGCAAAAAUACAGAAAGCAGCAAAGGCUAGGCAAAGACAGAAACAAAUGGAGGCACUGAAAAUUUGGAGUCUGUCUUCAAAGCCAUUCACUCUCAGAAAUCUCCUUCACUUUGCUUCUUCCAGCGCUUCUGUCACCACCACCAAACACUCUUAUUCCACUCAUGUCCUUCGCUGCUGCUCCACCACUUCCACCACCACCACCAGAACUGCCGGCCGCAACCGCCGCCAGUCCUCCUCCUCCUCCACUUCUGACCGUGAUGCCAUUCGUGCCCUUCGCUUGAAAAAGGUUGAAGAAUUGAGGAGCAAAGGACUUGAGCCCUAUGCAUAUAACUGGGAUAGGACUCAUACUGCCAAUCACCUACAAGAGAUAUACAAAUAUUUAGCGAAUGGUGAAGAGUCGAAUGGUGAGAGUGAUCAAGUAUCUAUUGCUGGGAGAAUUGUUGCGCGUAGAGCUUUUGGAAAGCUUGCAUUUCUUACUCUUAGAGAUGACUCUGGGACAAUUCAGCUUUACUGUGAGAAGGAUAGGCUUUUGAAUGAUCAGUUUGAGCAGUUGAAAGCACAUGUUGAUGUUGGUGAUAUAUUGGGUGUGAAUGGCUCAAUGAAGCGCACAGAGAAAGGUGAGCUCUCUGUUUGCGUGAGUUCUUUCUCGAUUCUUACGAAGUCUCUGCUUCCACUGCCAGACAAAUAUCAUGGUCUUACUGAUGUAGAUAAGCGCUACCGUCAAAGGUAUGUUGAUAUGAUCUCAAAUCCUGAAGUUGCUGAUGUGUUCCGUAAAAGAGCAAAGAUUGUUUCAGAGAUUCGCAAGACUGUGGAAUUGUUAGGUUUUGUUGAAGUUGAGACUCCAGUUCUCCAGGGAGCAGCUGGUGGAGCCGAAGCUAGGCCAUUUGUGACAUAUCACAAUUCACUUGGAAGGGAUCUCUACCUUAGAAUUGCAACUGAGCUUCACUUAAAGAGAAUGCUGGUUGGGGGAUUUGAAAAGGUAUAUGAGAUUGGCAGAAUUUUCAGAAAUGAGGGUCUUUCACCGCGUCAUAAUCCUGAAUUUACAACCAUAGAGAUGUAUGAAGCAUAUUCGGAUUACCAGAGCAUGAUGAUCAUGGCAGAGGAAAUUGUCACUCGAUGUGCUCUUGCUGUUCACGGCAAGCUUACCCUAGAAUACCAGGGUGUAGAGAUUUGUUUAGAGCGGCCCUGGAGAAGGGAAACCAUGCACAAUCUUGUAAAAGAAGCCACUGCUAUUGAUUUCAAUGAUUUGGGUGAUGAUCUUGAAGUUGCUAAAGAUGUCACCUUGAGGACUCUUGGAUCUGGACUUGAAGGUAAAGACAAAUCUGCCAUUGCAGCAUGUCCUUCUGUUGGGCACCUCGUUAAUGAGCUUUUUGAAAUCAUUGUAGAGCCAAAGCUCAUGCAACCCACAUUUGUUUUGGACUAUCCUAUUGAGAUAUCUCCUCUAGCCAAGCCACACCGAAGGCAUGAAGGCUUGACCGAGAGAUUUGAACUAUUCAUCUGUGGUCGUGAAAUGGCGAAUGCAUUUUCCGAAUUGACUGAUCCCAUGGAUCAGAGAGGACGCUUGGAAGAGCAAGUGAGACAGCAUAAUGAGAAGAGAGCUUCGGUUGCUUCAGAAGCAGAUGGUGCAGAUGGCAAAAGCAAGAAAGACGAUGAUGAAUCGUAUGAAGUAACCCUUGAUGAGGACUUUUUAACAGCUUUAGAAUAUGGAAUGCCUCCAGCUUCAGGAAUGGGACUCGGAAUAGACAGACUGGUGAUGCUGUUGACAAACUCUGCAAGUAUCCGAGAUGUUAUUGCUUUUCCCGUCCUCAAGAUUCAGCAGUAGAUUCAAUACAACGACUUGGUGGAUUGGCUAUUGCAAUUUCACCCACCUUCUGGGCAUCUGGCAUCAACACGAAGAUUGAGUCGGGCUUUGACCCACUUUAGCUGUGGUCAGACCAGGAGCAGGCAAAACCGGACCUUGUUCAAACUGUGUUGGGUGCAAGGCUGGUUUCGAGGUUCACAUGCCUCGUCAUCCUCACCCAUAUUUUGACUAUUUAAUUUUUUUUAAGACAUUACCAUUACAUAAUGAUCACAACCAUUAGAUUGACAUUGUUUCUCAAGGCAUUGAACUGUGUUUAAACCUCUUUUUUAUAAACAAGAAACGUAUCAAAAGCAUCAA
Populus nigra (black poplar) is the source of this 2237-nucleotide messenger RNA. Its product is annotated as lysine--tRNA ligase, chloroplastic/mitochondrial. Gene Ontology annotation, biological process: lysyl-tRNA aminoacylation. Gene Ontology annotation, cellular component: mitochondrion; cytoplasm; cytosol. The record is from RefSeq and is a predicted model, not a curated record. Bases 126 to 1901 code for a protein of 591 amino acids. Gene Ontology annotation, molecular function: ATP binding; lysine-tRNA ligase activity; tRNA binding. NCBI's taxonomy places the organism in Eukaryota, Viridiplantae, Streptophyta, Magnoliopsida, Malpighiales, Salicaceae. The transcript has 14 exons.